ACAUCUAUUGUGUUGUUCUCUUUGAUUUUCCUUCGGUUGUUCUUGUAAAAUCAACAUAUCAACCGACUUCCAACUAUUGGAUUAAUAUUCACCGAGUGAAUGACCCUGAUUUUAGGUGAUUUGUUACUGGGAAAACUAACACAAACACGUUCAACAGGAAAUGACAUUGAGUGGAAGUUGUGCACAGUUCCAGCUUUCCCCAUGGGAGCUUUCAGCACUGAUUAAGGAAUUUUUCUAAGAACAUUGAAGGGGAGAAAGCGAACAGACAUCACGUCCGAGAAGAGGUCACAAUAUGGAUGUUCUGCAGGCUAUUGUCACCAGUUUGGCUGUAAUGGUCAUUGUCCUCUUAAUGGCACUGUUCGUGUGCCACUAUUUUGGCCCACGAGCCACCGCUUGGAUCCGUUCCAAUCGCGAGGAGAAAAUUGGUCUGUCCAAAAACCGACUGUACAACGCCAAUGGAUAUUUGAUACAAUCAAGCACGGAAUUUCUCGUGGGGUCGACCGGGAGCUUUAAGCGAUUCGAUUCUGUCGAUCGGGAUUGUAAGGAGAUACAGGGUCAACAUACUGUGCCACUGUGGAAUAUACCUAUUAAUGAUAUUCCACCGCAGCCUUUGAGGCCAGCACCGACCUCACCAUCAGCCAUCAUCUCUCCCAAAAUUCAGACCACACACCAUCAGCGACCUCCCAAAAACGAUUCGCGACCGGUGAAGCAAAAAAGCUUGGAGCCAAAGACGGUGUCUCCUGCAAUGGCCAUUCCUCGGCCAGUGACACGACGCCAAUUGUCCACUCCAGUUUCUGGCUCGCAAUUCUCACCAGUCCUCAAUGUACCUGGCAGUAUGCACAAGACAGGGUGCGCGAAGAGGUCCAUGAGCACCAAUCCAUUUUUAAAUGGUACUCUGGAUGAUACAGCAGACAAUCAGACGGUGAAGGAGGAGCUGGAACCAAUCAAUCCAUUUGAGGAGAGGAAAAACCCAGAGACGGAGAUAUCUGGAAAGGAGACGCAUUUAUCUGAGAUCUUUACAUUUGACACCACGAAAAUCAAUGAGCUGUUGCUGAUGGAGGAGGAGAAUACGACGGUGAAAAAUGCUCUCCUGGAGGCUGAGGGCAGCAUCAAGAAAUUGGAGUCUGUCACGCUAGACGACAGGAAACAUCGUCAGGAUUACGAGGAAUUCCUUCGGCGACAGAAUGAAUUGAACUGGAAUAAAGUGAGAGAAUCAUCGAAGAAAAAGAAUCCGACAAUGCGGAAUCGAUCUCUGUCCGAAACGGAAGCUUCUGGAAAGAAGCACGACUCUGACGGGGACUUGAAGCUCCAAUCGACCAAUCCCUUCAUCACAGACUCUUCGACAGUUCUACACAAGACUGCUUCUGAGAACUACUUGCAGCAGUAUUCCGGUCAGGUUAUUGGAAUGCGCCCCGCUAGAGCCAUGCAGAAUGCUUGGGGUCUCACAAAAGUUGACAAGACUAAGAGGAGUUUAUCCGGCUCCCAAAGCUCCAUUGCAGAGAGUGAAGUGAGCACUAUAGUGUCCACUGAUAAUCUAUACCGUGCUGUUUCUUGUGAGUCCGUUUCGUCGCAGUCUUCUGUGGUGCUGGCCGACUUGGAGGAACCUACGGUGCCACCUGUUACAGGAUAUCUCUGCAUUGGACUUCACUAUGACAAAAACACCGUUUCCGAUGAGGGAGUCGAGCUGAUUGUUACUGUGUUGGAGGCCAAGGAAUUGGUCGGUCCACCGGACGCCAAAUAUAUGGAUACCUUCGUUCGAAUUUAUUUAGUACCUGACGAGACUGGAGCCUCUCAAACGAAGCUCUUCAAGGACUCCGCCUGUCCCAGUUACAAUGAGACGUUCAGCUUCUUCAUGAGCAAGAAGCGUACCAGGCGCUCUCUCUGGUUCCACCUGUACCACAGUGGCCUGGCGCACACCCUAAUCGGCGAGGCGGAGAUGCAAUUAUCCGAUCUGAGCGCCCGUCCCAUCACCACUUGGCUGGCCCUCUCGGACUCGCGCCACAGCAAGAACUGCAACUGGGGCGAACUCAUGAUUUGCCUCAGCUAUCUGCCCACGGCGGAACGCCUCACCGUGGUGGUGGUGAAGGCCAGGAACCUCCGGAUAGACGAGAAGUUGCAAGAGAUGGAGAAUGUCUUUGUGAAGGUGUACUUGUUGAAGGACGAUAAGAAGGUGUCGAAGAAGAAGACGUCGACGAAGCGAAAGGAGAAGAGUCCCAUCUACAAUGAGUCCAUGAUCUUCAGCGUGCCUCCCUAUAUGCUCUCGUCCAUCCAAGUGCGCCUCACCGUAGCUCACCAGCUGGAGAGCGACGCGACUUGCGUGGUGUCCUUGGGUCACGUAAUUCUGGGCAGCGCGGCCUCGGGAAAAGGCCUCCGGCACUGGAAUCAAAUGAUUUCCUCAGUGCGGAAGCCCGUGGCCAUGUGGCACCCUCUGAGACGUCCGGCACUUCCGCGCCAGCAACUCCAGCCCACAAAAUCCCACGACUAAACUUCUGCACGGCUCAUUAAUCACCCAUUCUCUCCUGGCUCCACACACUCUCAUUAUCAAUAAUGUGCUACACAAGAGACUCUCUGAGGUAUGUAUCAAGCAUAUACCCAUAUGAUAUCGAUUUUACAAAUAAGUUGUUAUAUAUCAAACCAAACACAAUCACGAUUGUAAUAAGUUCAUAAAUUUUAUGGUUUCUACGGACCAAAGAUGACUUUCUAGGAAAAUUUGAAACCAAAAGAGGAGAAAUCUGAAAAUUUUUGUAACAUUUAUUUGAAUACUUUAAUACUGAAACUAUUGUAAUAUUGUAAAUGAAAGGAUGUAAUAUUUAGAAAAUGAAAAUUGCUUCCAUGUUAAAAUACUGAGACAAAAGUGUGAGAUAAAGUGAAGACUUUGUGAUAAAUGCUUCCGAGGUACAUUUUUAUGAGUGUCAUCAAAAGAUUUCUUAGACAUUACAUCACAUUUGACAAUAAUCCACAUUGAUAUGAUAUCAAGCAAGUAUAUUUUAUCUAAAAAUGAUCAUUAUCAAAUUCUGACAAACAAAAUAUCUCUGAGGCGCUCUAAAGAGGAGCCAUUUACUCCAUUGUAAGAAGUAUUGCGUAAAUUUAAUGUAAUUGUUGAAGAAGUUUACUGCAUAAAAAGUAUUAUAGCCAUCUCAUGUAAUCCUUCCUGUCAAUGCGAGGGGAGUUGUUGAAGAAUAUAUUAA
Molecule: messenger RNA, 3188 nt
Organism: Phlebotomus argentipes
Lineage: Eukaryota; Metazoa; Arthropoda; Insecta; Diptera; Psychodidae
Product: synaptotagmin-like protein 1
Exons: 7
Coding region: 293-2485 (730 amino acids)
Biological process (GO): regulation of calcium ion-dependent exocytosis; calcium-ion regulated exocytosis; cellular response to calcium ion
Molecular function (GO): clathrin binding; calcium-dependent phospholipid binding; phosphatidylserine binding
Source: RefSeq, a predicted model, not a curated record